AUGAUUCUCGAAAUGGAUCAUGAUGAACAAUCGAAAGAACAAUUUGUUCAAUAUUGUCAUGAUGCAUAUGCUGAUAAUACUGCUCUAUUACGUAUAAUUGAUGAUUUUGAUCACAACUAUUAUUCUUAUUCGCCUAUUUGGUGGUAUACAAAAGAAUCAUUUAUCUAUUCAGUUCUCAAUAGAGCAUUAAGAACGCAAAACAUUGAAAUUGUACUGAAAAUUGGUUUUUUCGUGCAAGCUCGUCAUCGACAAAUUGAACAGUUAUAUUCAGAAAACACGUGA
Rotaria sp. Silwood1 is the source of this 282-nucleotide messenger RNA. Lineage: Eukaryota; Metazoa; Rotifera; Eurotatoria; Philodinida; Philodinidae. The record is from the annotation of a GenBank genome assembly.